Molecule: messenger RNA, 1074 nt
Organism: Colias croceus (clouded yellow)
Lineage: Eukaryota; Metazoa; Arthropoda; Insecta; Lepidoptera; Pieridae
Exons: 7
Coding region: 1-1074 (357 amino acids)
Source: RefSeq, a predicted model, not a curated record
AUGGGGUUGACGUCGCUGAUGAACUUUGUGCCUCAUAAUAUAAUGUGGGAGGUGGUGGCGUGGUGCGGCGUGCUGGUAGCGGCGCUGCAGCUGGUGGCCGCGGCGGGCUCGCAAGAGGCGGACCCGCUGCAGCAGGCCCUCUUACUCGUAGACCUGUUGAAGACUGAAUACGCCAGAGUCAAAGGCGAGAACAUAAUUCUCCGUAAACGUGAGCUACAGUUUCGAAGCUCUGUUGACGACGAAACCUGCCCGCCGACUGAACCUACCGACACAAUAUCACCGAUAACUGACGGCAGAAGAUCUGGGGUUCAGCACGGCAACUUAUUAACACCCCAUCCUGUGGUGUCACGAAGAAAACUAUAUAAAAGCAGAAGACAAGAUUACGAAGAUGCAUUCGGUCCACAUCCUGGCGGCGACAUCCCCAAAUCGACUACAACUACCACCACGUCACCAAAAACGGAAACAACAACGAAACAAACUUUGACAUCUAAGAGUAUAUCGAUAACAUCUUCAACCAGUCAAAGUCCCAAAAGUAAAAUAUAUACCACUGAAGAGCACUCUACGGCUAUUAUUACACAACAAUCGUUCCAUACGAAACUCGAAAAUCCUGUGAAAAACGAACUACCGCCUAAAAAACUGGGGUUUAAAAAUGUCGGACUAAGUCAUAAAAAAGCGUUCACAAAAACGACCAGAGAUCCAGUCAUGGAGCAGGUCGCUUCGGAAAUAAUGAAUGAGAUGAAAGAUUUCAAAACCCCAAAAGUUAAGAAAUAUGCUUUUUAUUCUGCGCCGCUUCUCAGCCCUAAAACAGAGAGAAUGACAAAAUUCGAGAACUUCACCAGGGGUACAAUGAGGAUCCACCAGUCCUGCCGCGCGGCUGGCUCCGCGCUCAGUCCUAACUGCUUCUCAUUGUAUACGUUUUCUCGAUGGGGCCGUGCGGCGGCGGAGCGCGCGCCUGCGGCCGUGCGGCGGCGCCGCCCCGCGCCUCGGGGGGCGCUCGCGGCCGCGCUCCGCCGCCGCGCGGAGCCCGACAUAAACCUCUGCCUCGAAAACGAAAACUUUCACCAAAUCACUUAA